This is a messenger RNA of Salvelinus fontinalis (brook trout), 1688 nucleotides long. RefSeq names its product UDP-glucose ceramide glucosyltransferase (gene ugcg). Gene Ontology annotation, biological process: glucosylceramide biosynthetic process. Gene Ontology annotation, molecular function: ceramide glucosyltransferase activity. Bases 130 to 1311 code for a protein of 393 amino acids. Lineage: Eukaryota; Metazoa; Chordata; Actinopteri; Salmoniformes; Salmonidae. The record is from RefSeq and is a predicted model, not a curated record. Gene Ontology annotation, cellular component: membrane. The transcript has 9 exons.
CGGGCGGAAGCGCCAUACCCCGCCCAGUUCGUACCCCAAGCGACGUUUUUUGGGGAAGAUUCCCCUUGGGCUCGCCAGUCUGUUUGGAUAUUUACACCGGUGUUGUUAACGUAGCAGCUAGCCACAGAAAUGGCUCUUCUGGAUCUUGCCAUGCAAGGGUUCUCUCUAUUUGGAUUCAUUCUAUUUCUCGUACUCUGGUUUAUGCAUUUCAUGUCCAUCAUCUAUGUCCGACUCUAUCUCAACAAGAAGAGCAGUGACAAGCAGCCCUACAGUAAGCUGGCGGGGGUCUCUCUACUGAAGCCACUGAAAGGAGUAGACCCCAACCUCAUCAAUAACCUGGAGACCUUCUUUGAACUCGACUACCCCAAGUUUGAGAUCCUACUCUGUGUCCAGGACCAUGACGACCCAGCCAUUGAUGUUUGUAAAAAGCUUCUAGGAAAAUAUCCCAACGUUGAUGCUCGGCUAUUUAUAGGAGGAAAGAAGGUUGGCAUCAACCCCAAGAUUAAUAACCUGAUGCCGGGUUAUGAAGGGGCCAAGUAUGACCUGGUGUGGAUCUGCGACAGCGGAAUACGAGUGAAACCGGACACUCUGACCGAUAUGGCCAACCAGAUGACAGAGAAGGUGGGGUUGGUUCAUGGCCUUCCCUACGUGGCCGACAGACAGGGCUUCGCUGCUACACUGGAGCAGGUGUACUUUGGCACGUCCCACCCGCGCUCCUACAUCUCAGCCAACGUGAUGGGUAUUAAGUGUGUGACAGGGAUGUCAUGUUUGAUGAGGAAAGAUAUCUUGGACCAGGCUGGAGGGCUCAUUACCUUCGCUCAGUACAUCGCUGAGGACUACUUUAUGGCGAAGGCCAUUGCUGACAGGGGAUGGAAAUUCUCCAUGGCAACGCAGGUAGCCAUGCAGAACUCCGGGUCCUAUUCAGUUGCUCAGUUCCAGUCCCGCAUGAUCAGAUGGGCCAAGCUUCGUAUCAACAUGCUCCCCGCCACCAUCUGUGAGCCCAUCUCCGAGUGUUUCGUAGCCAGCCUGAUCAUUGGCUGGUCGGCGCAUCACGUAUUCCACUGGGAUAUUAUGGUCUUCUUCAUGUGCCACUGUCUGGCGUGGUUCAUCUCUGAUUACAUCCAGCUCCGAGGAGUCCAGGGCGGCACGCCGGCCUUCUCCAAACUGGACUACGCCGUAGCCUGGUUCAUCAGAGAGUCCAUGACCGUCCAGAUCUUCCUGUCGGCCCUGUGGGACCCCACCAUCAGCUGGAGGACGGGGCGCUACAGGUUACGAUGUGGGGGUACGGCCGAGGAGAUCCUGGACGUAUAGCGAACAGCCUAAGUCCCACCUACAGGGACGCAUAACCCGAGUCCCAUCACCCCCAGGGGCCAGAGACAAUACCAGACACAGACUGAUCAGCAUCCCUAUAUAGUCAGCUACUUUUGACCAGGGCCCUACACCUGCCCAUAUUUUCUGCUCUGGUUAAAGGUAGUGCACUAUAUAGGGAAUAGGGUGCCAUUUGGUAUAUGGCCAGUGCGAGAUGGCAACAUUGAGUGGAAGAAAAUUAACUAUCCUCUAUUGGCGUGAUGGUUAGAAGGAAACUACCCGCUAUGGGCGUGACGGUUAGAAGGAAACUACCCGCUAUGGGCGUGACGGUUAGAAGGAAACUACCCGCUAUGGGCGUGACGGUUAGAAGGAAACUACCC